AUGACCUCCAACCAGAGGAAAGCUGCCAUGACAUUAUCCCUCGAGGGUAGGUUUAAAUGACCUCCAACCAGAGGAGAAUCUGCCAUGAGUACUUGAUCUGUUUCUUUUCAUCCUUUCAUCCUGUGUUCCAUUGACUUCAUUUUUUGAUUCCAGACUGAAAGAUCAUAAAGGGAAACAAAUGAAAGACCAAAGCCUGACAGAAGCACUGACUGUGACACCUGCCAAGAUCGUCCUGGGCGGCAGGUAGCUUAGUGGUUAAGAGCGUUGUGCCAGUAACCGAAAGGUCGCUGGUUCUAAUCCCCGAGCCGACUAGGUGAAAAAUCUGUCGAUGUGCACUUGAGCAAGGCACUUAACCCUAAUUGCUCCUGUAAGUCGCUCUGGAUAAGAGCGUCUGCUAAAUGACUAAAAUGUGAAAAUGUAAAAAUAUCCAUAUCCUUCUGGAACUGGAUAUUUCCAUCCAUUGCUGCAUGUGGACUAUGGGCUCUUUGGUAGGACACGUCUUCUUCUUGCACUUGUUUCAUUUGACUCUAGGUGAUUUACCGCUAUGCACUGUGCUUCAGUUCUAUAAUCAUUCUGUAAUGAUGUAAUUUUUUCUUGUGUAUUUAUCUCAAAUAAUUAAACACGAUUGGUAGCGACAUGGAACCAAGUGGAACAUGGUGACAUUUUUUGUCAAUACAUCUCAGAAAACAUUGAAGUGUAAUUUACUAUGCAGUUAUUAGGUCAUUACCGUUUUAAUAAGUAAUUAUGAAGUAACGUUCAAAGAAGUGGUCUGUAAAAUAAAGUGUUAUUGAAAUUACCCUAAUUAGCUGACCGAUAAUGCAUAAGCAUUUAAGACAAUUUACUCUUUAUUCAACACUGUAUUCAUUUAUGACACUAGUGUGGGAAUGUUUGCCAGAAUAUAUUAGUUCUAUGUCAAAAUAAGUCUCACAACCAUGAAUCCUGAAGGCCAUUGAAUAUAAGACCAGUGUUACCAUAAAUCCUGAAGGCCAUGAAUAUAAGACCAGUGUUACCAUAAAUCCUGAAGGCCAUUGAAUAUAAGACCAGUGUUACCAUGAAUCCUGAAAGCCAUGAAUAUAAGACCAGUGUUACCAUAAAUCCUGAAGGCCAUUGAAUAUAAGACCAGUGUUACCAUGAAUCCUGAAAUCCAUGAAUAUAAGACCAGUGUUACCAUAAAUCCUGAAGGCCAUGAAUAUAAGACCAGUGUUACCAUAAAUCCUGAAGGCCAUGAAUAUAAGACCAGUGUUACCAUGAAUCCUGAAAGCCAUGAAUAUAAGACCAGUGUUACCAUGAAUCCUGAAAGCCAUGAAUAUAAGACCAGUGUUACCAUGAAUCCUGAAGGCCAUGAAUAUAAGACCAGUGUUACCAUGAAUCCUGAAGGCCAUGAAUAUAAGACCAGUGUUACCAUGAAUCCUGAAAGCCAUGAAUAUAAGACCAGUGUUACCAUGAAUCCUGAAGGCCAUGAAUAUAAGACCAGUGUUACCAUGAAUCCUGAAAGCCAUGAAUAUAUGACCAGUGUUACCAUAAAUCCUGAAGGCCAUGAAUAUAAGAUCAGUGUUGCCAUGUUUCUUUCCCCUGGUUUCUCAUGUGACAGUUUUUUCCCCCUGGUUUCUCAUGUGGCUGUUUCCUCAGGUUUCUCAUGUGGCAGUUUUUUCCCCCUGGUUUCUCAUGUGGCUGUUUCCUCAGGUUUCUCAUGUGGCAGUUUCUUUCCCCUGGUUUCUCAUGUGACUGUUUCUUUCCCCUGGUUUCUCAUGUGACUGUUUCUUUCCCCUGGUUUCUCAUGUGACUGUUUCUUUCCCCUGGUUUCUCAUGUGACAGUUUCUUUCCCCUGGUUUCUCAUGUGACUGUUUCUUUCCCCUGGUUUCUCAUUUGACUGUUUAUUUCCCCUGGUUUCCCAUGUGACUGUUUCUUUCCCCUGGUUUCUCAUGUGACUGUUUCUUACCCCUGGUUUCUCAUUUGACUGUUUAUUUCCCCUGGUUUCUCAUGUGACUGUUUCUUUCCCCUGGUUUCUCAUGUGACUGUUUCUUUCCCCUGGUUUCUCAUGUGGCAGUUUCUUUCCCCAGGUUUCUGCUUCUACAUCUGCAUUGCUUGCUGUUUGGGGUUUUAGGCUGGGUUUCUGUAUAGCACUUUGUGACAUCUGCUGAUUUAAAAAGGGCAUUAUGAAUACAUUUGAUUGAUUGAUUGAUUCUUAUGUGACUGUUUCUUUCCCCUGGUUUAUCAUGUGACUGUUUCUUUCCCCUGGUUUCUCAUGUGACAGUUUCCCCCCCCUGGUUUGUCAUAUAACUGUUUCCUCUGGUUUCUCAUGUGGCUGUUUCCUCAGGUUUCUCAUUUGGCAGUUUCUUUCCCCUGUUUUCUCAUGUGACUGUUUCUUUCCCCUGGUUUCUCAUGUGACAGUUUCCCCCCCCUGGUUUGUCAUAUAACUGUUUCCUCUGGUUUCUCAUGUGGCUGUUUCCUCAGGUUUCUCAUGUGGCAGUUUAUUUCCCCUGGUUUCUCAUGUGUCUGUUUCUUCCCAAUGGCAUGCUAACAGCAUGUUUGGUAGUACCAGGUGUGUGCUACAUGUUCGGCAAUGGAGGCCCAGUACCCACAGAGGAGCGGGUCCUAUGGAGGAACUGACCAUUGGAGAAGCAGAUGUGGUGCACUGAUGAAGCGCUCUGGGCCUGUUUGUCAGACCGUCUUUGUUUCUCUCCGGCUGUACCAUCGAUGCUCCCUCCCGCCCUCCGCUGAAGCUACACUGUCUUUCCAACCCAAUCUGCCUUAACUCCCAGCCUUUCAUCCGAACCCAAAUAGAGACAUUCAAUCUCCAUCUCUACCAUCUCCAUUUAAAUGUGUUGUUUGUUCAUUUAGCUUUUUAUGCGCUUUCAGAUUUUUUAAAAGGCCCAAUGCAGCCUUUUAAAAAAAUUAUCUCAAUAUCAAAUCAUUUCUGGGUAACAAUAUUUUCAGUUAAAAUGGUCAAAAAGAAACAAAAAUAGCUCCUUAGCAAAGAGCAAUUUCUCAAGCAAGGAACUGUCUGAGGGUGGUCUGAGUGUAGAUGGGGAAAACUGAAAACUAGCUGAAAACUUAACUAUGUUUGGAACUCUCUUUUUUUAUUGGUCUAUUAACUCAGUUACAUCACCAGUCAGGCCAAAAACUCCAUCCAACCAAAACAGGCAAAAAUGUCAGGUGGUCUUUUCACAGCGCUCUUACACUAAAACGGCGUUAUCAUAAUUUUCACAAUUUCAUCGUAUUAUUCCAACCUUAUAGUGUGGAAAUAUAUAUAUAUAUAUAUAAAACACAGGAAUAUCACGUUAUUGACUGCACUGGGCCUUUAAAUAAAUUAUUAUUAUUAAAACAUUAUUUAUUAGUAUCAUAUCCAGCCGCCACAGAUGUAAUUGGUCAGCUGACAGUAGUUAGGGAGCUUAAUUAUAAAGUUCUAUUGGCAUUUAUAGUGUUGAUAGACUUGAUUGAUUGAUUUUUAUUUAUGGUAACUUAAAGGGAAAUGUCAUAUUCAUCAUCUCCAGCACCACCCCAACAUCAAUGUAAGUGAAAAUGGCGUGCCCUACUAUGUUUUUUUGUAGUAAAAAAAGAUAGAGGAAGAUAAAUGUUUCCAAUGACAUUAUCAACCAAUUAGGAGACAAUUAGCAGGCAAUGCCUUACUCAUAAUUGGUUAAAAUCACACAAUGCACACCGAUGAUGUCAUCUGAAACACUUGUCUUCCUCGAUCAUUUUGAUUACAAAACAUAGAAACGUGCCAUUUGCACAUAUGUUGAUGUUGGGGUGGUGCUGGAGAUGAAGAAUAUGAAGUAGAACAUUAAAAAAAUGUCCCUUGAAUGAUUCCCUCUUCCAAACACUCCCCUUGCUGGUAAAUGUGCUGAAGGGGUAACAACGUUUCUCUCUAUUGAUAAUGAACCCUUUAAGGCUGGUUGAUGCACUAAAAACAUCCAAGGACAAACGUGGUCAAAAACCCAAAUAUGUCAAUAUUUUUUGCAGUUCUAGCAAGGUUUCCAUCCAUUUUGCAAUUCUAGCAAGGCUUCCAUCCAUUUUGCGACAGAUUGCCAUACAAAUAUUCUAAAAUCUGCAAAAAACAAGCAUGCAUUUUCCCACCAAACAGACUUUUUCCAGGUAAAAGGCUGUACGUGAUGACAUUGUGCACAUAAAAAUAACUUUUACCAUUAAAUUCCCAUGUACCGAAUGAAAAUGACAAGGUUUCCAUCACAUUUUCAACUCUACAAUGAAUAACAAAUGUGCCCACUCUGGUCUUGGCACCUGGGCUCUAGCCAACAGCUCACAGAUACAGUGCGGUUAUAGUCUACAUGACGAGAUUAUUAUGGAUAAGAGCGAUUUUAUUUGCAUGUUUUUUUUUGUCAUUUAGCAGACGCUCUUAUCCAGAGCGACUUACAGGAGCAAAUUAGGGUUAAGUGCCUUGCUCAAGGGCACAUCGACAGGUUUUUCACCUAGUCGGCUCGGGGAUUAGAACCAGCGACCUUUCGGUUACUGGCAUAACGCUCUUACCCACUAAGCUACCUGCCGCCCAUUUGUCAAAUGGCAGCCAAGCAUCGAUCAUCAUGUCACCAGAAUAAGACCCUCGAUAUUUAUUGGAAAGUAGCAUCAAGCUCAUCACCAUCCACUUUCACCACCCUGUGAAGUUCAUCAGUUAUUUCAUCUGUAGCCUAAUAAACGACAUGGUUUCCCUUGUUGUAGUGGGAGGACCACACACCAUAUCAUCACGUGACUUCAAGUUACUUCGAUAUGAUGGUUAUUAUAUCAGUACUUGCGUAUAAUGUCAUUUCCACCGCCAUAUCUCGCAUUAUUAAUUUUACAGACACAAAAAGAUCCCACCAUGUCUGUCGGCAUUUAUAAAAUUGUACUUGCAUUUCAUGUUUCCAUCAGCCAGGUUUCCAUCCAAUCUUUAUAUGCGAGUCAAGUACAUGUCGAAUAAAAAAUGUCAAGACAGGCUUGACAGAAACAGAACAUUUUGUCGGUAAACUUUCCAAAUGUUGACAAAACAAAAUACGCAGUGGGAUGUUUUUUGUGUCGGUAAAAUGUAUUAAUGCGAGAAAUUGCGUGGGAAAUGCUUUUAUACACUAAUAUUGAUAUAUUAACCCUCAUAUCAUAUCAUGUCCCCUGUAGCUCAGUUGGUAGAGCACGGCGCUUGCAACGCCAGGGUUGUGGGUUUGUUUCCCAUGGGGCGGCCAGUAUGAAAAAUGUAUGCACUCACUAACUGUAAGUCGCUCUGGAUAAGAGCGUCUGCUAAACGACUAAAAUGUCAAAUGUAAUAUUGAAAUAAAUUGUAGUUACGCAAUGAUAUUGUGUGGUCCUCUUACCACGACUCCGGAAACCAUGCAGUUUAUUAGGCUACAGAUUAAAUAAAGUAUGAUGAACUUUCACCGGGUGGUGAAAGUGCACAGUGAUGAGCUUGAUGGUCUUAUUCUGGUGACAUGAUGAUCGAUGCUUGGCUGCCGUUUGACAAAUGAAAAUAAUAGUUUGUCCAUAAUAAUCUCAUCAUGUAGGCUAUACCCGCACUGUAUCUAUGAGUGUGAGCUGUUGGCUAAAACACAGUGCCAUGACCAGAGUGGGCACAUUCGCUAUAUAACGCAACAUGUUUAGUGACAGAACCCAUCAGUCGAGUUGAAAAUGUGAUGGAAAACCCAUUUAACUUGUAAUUUUUAUUCAGUACAUGGAAAGUGAAACUCAAAAGUAUAAUUUGAUGUGCACUAUGUCAUCCUGCACAGCCUUUUAUCCCCAACAAGUCAAUUUGAUGGAAGCACAUCUCUGGUGGGAAAAUGCACAUACAUUUUUUAUGUGGAUUUUAGAAUAUUCGCAUUGAAAAAAUGUCGCCAAUUGGAUGGAAACCUAGCUACUGGCUUAUUGCACUAAUAGGCAUUUGCCAAUAUGCUUUCUGUUCUCUUUUCACCCCCAUCUGCAUCCCCUGGAGAGAGAAUGCCAGAAAUAACUAUCGUGUUGUGUCCCCCUCUCAUGUGUAUUGUCCAGCGGUGUUUUCCCUCAGUCUCUACAUAAAGCUUUGAAGAAUACGUAUCUCCUUCUGGAAGUCAAGGGGAAAAUGCAUGACCUAAAUUCCAAACUGUCUUUGAAAAAUAAUUGUCCCCUUUCUCUAAAUCUUUUUAAAAGAGGCAUGGAACAAACCUUUGUGCUAUCAAGAGAUUGCAUCCCGUUUGCUUCCUCAUGAGGUAUAGGGAAUCAAACGUACUACGUCAUAGAGGCAAGAAUGGGACGCAUCCUACUCUACUAGGAGGACACUCAUUGGGUUUUAGUGAAAACACAAAUUUGGAUGUCAAGUAUUUUUGUUAUUGUAAAUAAUUAAGAUUGACCACAUCAACGCUUUACUUGAAGUUGCUUCUUAUGAAAUGGGGUUGAAAACAUCAAAUCGGAGGGCCUGUUGUCUGGACCUAUGGCAGUCUCUAUGGGGGUGCCACAGGGUUCAAUUCUUGGGCCGACUCUUUUCUCUGUGUAUAUCAAUGACGUCGCUCUUGCUGCUGGUGACUCUCAGAUCCACCUCUACGCAGACGACACCAUUUUGUAUACAUCUGGCCCUUCAUUGGACACUGUGUUAACAAACCUCCAAACGAGCUUCAAUGCCAUACAACACUCCUUCAGUAGCCUCCAACUGCUCUUAAACACUAGUAAAACUAAAUGCAUGCUCUUCAACCGAACGCUGCUUGCACCCGCCCACCCGACUAGAAUCACUACUCUCGACGGGUCUGACCUAGAGUAUGUGGACAACUACAAAUACCUAGGUGUCUGGUUAGACUGUAAACUCUCCUUCCAGACUCACAUUAAGAAUCUCCAAUCCAAAGUUAAAUCUAGAAUCAGUUUCCUAUUUCGCAACAAAGCCUCCAUCACUCAUGCUGCCAAACAUGCCCUCGUAAAACUGACUAUCCUACCGAUCCUUGACUUCGGCGAUGUCAUUUACAAAAUAGCCUCCAACACUCUACUCAGCAAAUUGGAUGUAGUCUAUCACAGUGCCAUCCGUUUUGUCUCCAAAGCCCCAUAUACUACCCACCACUGUGACCUGUACGCUCUUGUUGGCUGGUCCUCACUACAUAUUCGUCGCCAAACCCACUGGCUCCAGGCCAUCUAUAAAUCACUGCUAGGCAAAUCCCCGCCUUAUCUUAGCUCAUUGGUCACCAUAGCAACACCCACCCGUAGUAUGCGCUCCAGCAGGUAUAUCUCACUGGUCAUCCCCAAAGCCAACACCUCCUUUGGCCGCCAUUCCUUCCAGUUCUCUGCUGCCAAUGACUGGAACAAAUUGCAAAAAUCUCUGAAGCUGGAGACACUUAUCUCCCUCACUAACUUUAAGCAUCAGUUGUCAGAGCACCUUACCGAUCACUGCACAUGUACACAGCCCAUCUGAAAUUAGCCCGCCCAACUACCUCAUCCCUAUAUUGUUAUUUAUUUUGCUCAUUUGUACCCCAGUAUCUCUAUUUGCACAUCAUCUCUUGCACAUCUAUCAUUCCAGUGUUAAUACUAAUUGUAAUUAUUUUGCACUAUAGCCUAUUUAUUGCCUUACCUCCAUAACUUACUACAUUUGCACACACUGUAUAUAGAUUUUCUAUUGUGUUAUUGACUGUAUGUUUUGUUUUACCCCAUAUGUAACUCUGUGUCGUUGUUUUUAUCGCACUGCUUUGCUUUAUCUUGGCCAGGUCGCAGUUGUAAAUGAGAACUCGUUCUCAACUGGCUUACCUGGUUAAAUAAAGGUGAAAUAAAAAAAUAAAUAAAUAAAUAAUAUGACCCUGUUUUUUUAUUUUAUUGUGUUUUUUAUUUAUUUAUUGUGUCAUAGGCUUCAAAAUGAACAGUUCUUCUGUAGAAAUGUCAACAUGUCAACUUUCGCUAGCAGAACGUGUGAUCUCUCCUGGCUAAUUGCAUCACCUUUCUGCAGGGGAGGUGAAGACACUCAAGUACAUGACGGAGAGCUCUGACAAGAUGGGAAGGGUGCAUGCCAUGUCUCUCUUCUCCCACCACCAGGGUGCUGGGUCUUGCGGUGUGGGAAGUGAAGGCAGGCUUCUGUACAACUCUGUCUUGUUGUGAACUCAUUGAAUGAUGGACAGACAGGGUGCUCUGUGUUGUUCUCUCAAGCUCUUUGUCCACGUUUUCAAAGACCUCCUCUAAGGCGGACAUCUUGCCCUUCUUGUGACGUUCUUGGAAAGUCAUCACAAGAGAAAAAUAUAUGGUGCUUUGUGCUUAAACAAAAACAGUGCUUAGGCAAGCGUUUGUUUUAAUUCAAACGUAUUGUUUAGCUGUACCUGAAUUACUUUUGAUCAAUGCCAAUAAUACCUGAGUGCUUUAGUAAAAUAAAAUACCAUUCUAGAACUCUCAAAAAAAAAAAAUAAUAAAAAAUGUUUCAUCAUCCAUGCGUUAUUUUUCCAGCCCAUUAGGCAAAAGCAAGAGAUGGAACGAAAACAGAAGUCAUAGAAAGAAUCCAUGGAGGAUAUAAUGUGAACAGAACGAGCGGUAUAAAACAUUGGAGGGAAAGAAAACAAAUCUUAAUAAAGAAGCAUUUUUCAUGUAUUUGUUUUUUGAAGCAGCUGUGUAAAGCAGCUCCCGGAGCUCCUGUUGUUAGUGGGAGAACUAGGCCACUAUAGCAAGACUGGUUGUUAGGACGAUCCAAUUACCUUAGGAACGGAGGACAUGAUAAAUGCAGCCAAACAGAUGGUUAUGCCAACAUACUAUUGGAUUUUACCCUCAGACCCUCAGGUUUUGGGUGAUAAGUUUAGUUGCUAUACACUACGCGGUUAAAAGUUUUAGAACCACUUUACUCAUUCAAGGGUUUUUCUUUAUUUUUUACUAUUUUCUACAUUGUAGAAUAAUAGUGAAGACAUCAAAACUAUGAAAUAACACAUAUGGAGUCAUGUAGUAACCAAAAAAGUGUGAAACAAAUCAAAAUAUAUUUUAUAUUUCAGAUUCUUCAAAUAGCCGCCCUUUACCUUGAUGAAAGCUUUGAACACUCUUGGCAUUCUCUCAUGAGUAGGUGUUCUAAAACUUUUGACCGAUAGUGUACGUUAAAUAAUUUUUCGUUUGUCUCAAGGCCGGGAUUCAAACCAUCAAAGAUUAACAACAUCUCCAGUUUUAUAGUGUUUACGUUCUGUUGUGGUGUAAACACAGUGGAACCGACAAAUCCACAGUCUAAGUCCCAGGAACUCAGGCAGGUAAAAAUGGUAUUUGUUCUUCUAUGUGUCAACAGACAAAAGCUGGAAUUGCCCUGCUGUAUAAUAAGGAGACCAAUAAUACUUAUGAUGUCCGUCUGAAGCUGACAAAAGAGGUGUUCACCAUACAGAAGCUGGAUGUGGUUUGCACAAGAGGGGGUGACACACAAUUAAAUGUAAGUACUUAAGAUCUACCUUGACAUUAGGGGUCGCAUGGGUGUCAAGAGUGGGCUUUCCCAUACUUGGAUUAACCAGGCACACAGAACUAGCACUUUUUAAUCUCAAACUGGUAUUUGUGUGUGAAUAUAUUUGUUCUCCUGUUACUCAGCGUUCAUUGAAGGUGACCUGAAGUGACUUCAGAUCCGUUCACAUUAAUACCUGAUGAUGACGAGACCUCAGCUGGCUUUUCACAUCCUGACACUGAUGUUAUAGCUCACGAUAGCUUUACUUGGAUGUAAUGGGGACACGAAAGAUCUGAUUAACAUUUAGCUUUAGUAUGGUGGUCAAUUGAAUAGCAUACUGUAUUGAAAGUCUCUAUAAUAAUGGAAGUAUCUUCUUUAUGUUUUACCAUGGAGGCAUUCUGUAUGUGUCAAUGUUAGGGUUUUGAUAGUGAAGAUAACUGAAAGACGCGCACCCAAGUGUUAUGCUCCAACCUUGUUCCAACAUUUCAAUAUUAUUUUACCAAGGUCAAUUCCCAUUUUUUAAAGCACAGAACUGUCGUUCUCCGAAGGCAGGCAGCUGGAGGUCUGGGUCUAAGCAUCAAA
Messenger RNA from Coregonus sp. 'balchen', 9898 nucleotides. Lineage: Eukaryota; Metazoa; Chordata; Actinopteri; Salmoniformes; Salmonidae. The record is from the annotation of a GenBank genome assembly.